CAGGAGCGCCCUUGCCGCCGUGGUGGGGCCGGUAGGGCGGGAUGGCGCUGCGAGGGGCCCCCUCGUGGUGCUGCUGCUGCUGCCUGGGUCCCGGGGGCGCCUGCAACGAGGACAACGCCCGCUUCGUCCUCCUGGCCGCCCUGAUCCUGCUCUACCUGCUCUGCGGGGCGGCCGUCUUCUCCGCCCUGGAGCGGCCCUCGGAGCGGGAGGCGCAGCAGCGCUGGCAGGGCCGCCUCCAGGACUUCUCCCGCCGGCACAACCUCUCCGCCGCCGAGCUCCGCGCCUUCCUCCGGCACUACGAGGCCGCCUUCGUCGCCGGAGUCCGCGCCCACCCGCUCCGCCCUCGCUGGGACUUCCCCGGCGCCUUCUACUUCGUCGGCACCGUCGUCUCCACCAUCGGGUUUGGCAUGACCACACCGGCCACCAUUGCAGGCAAAAUUUUCCUGAUAUUCUAUGGCCUUAUAGGCUGUGCAGGGACCAUAUUGUUCUUCAACUUGUUCCUGGAGCGCUUGAUCACCAUCAUUGCGUAUAUCAUGAAGUCCUGCCAUGAGAGGCGGCUGAGGCGGAGCGGGGCCCUUACUCAAGUAGUCCAACAAGCCUCUGGGAACACGGAAGUGGACAGCUUAGCAGGAUGGAAGCCAUCUGUGUAUUACGUCAUGCUGAUCUUGUGCCUAGCAUCACUCAUCAUUUCCUGUUGUGCCUCAGCUAUGUACACUCCAAUGGAAGGAUGGAGCUACUUCGAGUCUCUUUAUUUUUGCUUUGUGGCCUUCAGUACUAUUGGUUUUGGAGACCUAGUGAGUAGCCAGAAUGCCCAGUAUGAGAACCAAGGCCUUUACCGAUUUGGCAAUUUCAUCUUCAUACUCAUGGGGGUGUGUUGCAUCUAUUCUUUGUUUAACGUGAUCUCUAUUGUUAUCAAGCAGUCCAUAAACUGGAUAUUAAAGAAACUGGAGUGGACAUGCCAUAAAUGCCAAAGAAAAUUCUUCCGAUCGCGCAGGAAUGUUGUGGUGCCAGGGACUGCGCGGAACCAGCGCAACAUAUCCAUUGAAUCUGAUGGUGUCCUAGAAAGCGAUACAGAUGGACGCAGAAUGUCUGGCGAGAUGAUCUCCAUGAAAGACCUUUUAGCCUCUAACAAAGUGUCACUGGCCAUCAUGCAGAAACAGUUGUCUGACAGUGCCAAUGGCUUUCCGAGACAGAUGAACAGUGUUCCUAGGCAGAACGGAUUUGCGGGUGGAGUGGGUGCUUUGGGGAUUAUGAAUAACAGACUGGCAGAGACAAGUACAGAUAGGUAGACCUCAACACUGGGGGUCCAUCAGUGGACACAAAUUAAGUAAGAAUGAAAUGACAUUCCAGAGACAGAACAAGCCUUUUAAAAGAGGGGAUCCCUAAUAGUUUUGCUGGUAGUUCUGUUGCUUUUGCAUUAGGGCAACAAUUUGCCCUACAGACUGCAUUGUAGAUGUUUCCAUCAGAUCAUGCAGCUUUGCCUACGGACUUCUGCAGUCCAUGUUCAGUUGAGGUCCAAGUUAGAAGCAAGGAAAUGAAUGUAAUAAUAACAUGGGAUGCUAACCUUUCUACAUGGAAAACUCCAUUCUGAAAGCUGCUUUGUUAGCUCCACUGUUUCAGCACCAAAGAAUAAUAGCGCUGGCAGAAAGGGGAACUUGCAUCCUUGUGCUAACGUCAGGGCCUGGCCUUUCCCACAGCAUUGGCAUACGUUAGGCACUCAUUAUUUGCAUCUUAUUUGGAUACUUCUCUAGCUUCAUACUUUGAACUAC
Molecule: messenger RNA, 1769 nt
Organism: Anolis sagrei ordinatus
Lineage: Eukaryota; Metazoa; Chordata; Lepidosauria; Squamata; Anolidae
Gene: KCNK13
Product: potassium two pore domain channel subfamily K member 13
Biological process (GO): potassium ion transmembrane transport; stabilization of membrane potential
Cellular component (GO): plasma membrane
Molecular function (GO): potassium ion leak channel activity; outward rectifier potassium channel activity
Source: RefSeq, a predicted model, not a curated record